AUGGCGCCUAAGAUUGUUGUUAUUUUGGUGUUUUUGAUAUCCUUGUUUGAAUCAUCGUCAAAUUACUAUGCAGUGGGUGCAUCGUACAAUGUGGCUAGCUACGGUGCAAGAGGAGAUGGGACAACAGACUCAACCAAAGCAUUUCUUAGGGCAUGGUCAUUGGCAUGCUUGUCGACAGCUAGGGGCGGAGCCACCUUGUACGUUCCUCGAGGCAGUUUCUUGAUAAAGCCGGUAGUGUUUAGUGGCCCAUGCAGAAGCAGCAGAGUUGUGUUUCAGAUGGAUGCGGCGGCUAGUCUAGUUGCCCCAACUAAUUAUUGGGAACUUGGAAACACUGGAACUUGGAUUUUGUUCAUAAGGGUCACAGGGCUCCUUGUGUACGGAGGGACCGUUGAUGCUAGGGCAAAUUCAUAUUGGCGAUGCAGGAGAUCCGGCAAGAGUUGCACAGCAGGAUCAAGGUCAGUGGCGUUGUAUUGGUGUAAUAAUGCGGUGGUGCGCGGGUUAAGAAUGAUGAACAGCCAGAUAAUGCAUAUGGCGAUCGACAACUGCAAGAAUGUGGCAGUGAGAAACGUAUAUAUAAGAGCCCCAAGUGGAAGCCCAAACACGGAUGGCAUCCACAUAGAAGCUUCGACGGGGGUCACCAUCACUGCCUCUACUAUUAUGACUGGAGACGACUGCAUAUCAAUCGGCGAAGGCGCCAAGAAUUUGUGGAUUGAACGCAUUGCCUGUGGCCCUGGUCAUGGAAUAAGCAUUGGGAGUCUUGGUGCAUCUGCAAAUGAAGAUGGAGUUCAAAAUGUGACGGUAACAAAUUCAGUCUUCACUAAAACCCAAAACGGCGUACGGAUCAAAACAUGGGCAAGAGCUAGCAAUAGUUUUGUAACAAACAUUUCUUUUCGGAACCUUAUCAUGAAAAACGUCGGCAACCCCAUCAUGAUUGAUCAAAAGUACUGCCCUAGUAAUCAAGGCUGUCCUCGUCAGAAUUCUGGCGUGAAGAUCAGUAGAGUUACGUACACGAAUAUAAAGGGAACAUCUACGGCGCCAGUAGCCAUGAAUUUCUUUUGCAGCCCUAGUAAUCCCUGCUGGGGGCUGAAAGUGCGAGACAUAAGGCUUACUUAUUUCAAGGCAGCAGCCAAGUCCUACUGUGCCAAUGCAGGUGGGAGCAGUAGCGGAGUGAUCAUACCAAGGAGUUGUUUCUGA
Messenger RNA from Pyrus x bretschneideri (Chinese white pear), 1194 nucleotides. Its product is annotated as polygalacturonase. Bases 1 to 1194 code for a protein of 397 amino acids. Gene Ontology annotation, biological process: carbohydrate metabolic process. The transcript has 4 exons. The record is from RefSeq and is a predicted model, not a curated record. Lineage: Eukaryota; Viridiplantae; Streptophyta; Magnoliopsida; Rosales; Rosaceae. Gene Ontology annotation, molecular function: polygalacturonase activity.